AUGCAGGAUGCUGUAUCUUUCCCCGACUACCACUGCUUCACAUCGAACCAGACUGGAAACACGGUGUUUCUGAUGCUCGCCAUCGUCAUCCCCCGGUUCAACGGCGAAAUGUUCUUGACUGCCAACAUUGGCUGCGCACUUGGCUUCUUCCUUCUCGCCAGCUGCCUGACUGGACAGCUGGGCCACAUCAUUGGACCGCGGUGCCGACUCUGGUUGAUAGGGUGCAACCUCUUUCAAGCAUGCCUAGUGUUUGCCGCAGGCGCCAUCCAGAACGUCUAUAGCGUCCAGGUCGAGGGUACUCGUGCUCUCGUCGUCGUUGGCCUACUUUCCUUCGCAGCUGGCAGCCAGGUUGUGCAAUCCCGCUCAAUGGCCAUGACCGAGAUCAGCACAGCUAUGGCCACGGCUGCAUGGGUUGACCUGGUCAUCGAUCCGAACUUGGCAGUGCUGAACAACCGUCCUCGGACUAGGCGGGUUGUGUUCCUUGCCUCGUUAAUCGUGGGUGCACUGCUUGGUGCAGUCAUUUAUCGCAACGUUGGGUCGUCUGUGGCCGUACUGAUAUCGGCUGGAGGUAAGGUGCUCGUGGCUUUGCUAUACCUCUUCAAUGAAGCGGAAAAGCCCAAGGUGGAUGCUGAAGAGAUAGCGGAACGUCUGUUCCUCGAUACGGCCUUCAUGACGAUCAACAAUCUUGCCGAACAGCUUCCUUGGCUACUGCGAAAUCUCCAGGCCACUCAUCCUGCGAUUGGCUCUUCGUCUCGAGGAGCUGGACCCGGGUUUCUGGCUACGCCCACCUCUACGGCCAGCCUUUCGACCGCUGCCGUCCUUGCGUCGUCUUUCCGGAAAGAUGCCGUCGUGUCCGGCAGUUCGACCGCGGUAUCGACACUACCACGAGGCGCAGACCUUGGGCUGCCCACCCCUACAUCUACUAUAUCGUCCUUUUCGGCCAGCUCGCGACCGACACCAACCAUGCAGCCGUACGGCGGAGACGCAAGGCCACCGCCGCAAUCUGUGGAGAAGAGGGUGCCCAAGGUGUCCAAGGUGCCUCUGCCGCCAACGGCGUUCAUGACCCCUGGGCCGUCUGCGGUUCAGGCGAAAGGCGGCCUGACCAUCGUGGAUGCCAAGGGCAGGAUAAAGACCACUGCAGUGGCAAGCGUUAGGACUCCGAACAAGACGCCAGGAUCUGCGACACAGACGCGCAAGGCCAAAACACCAGUCGCUCCGUCUCCGUAUGCGCUCGACUUUGGCUCCGAUCUUGAUCUGGACGACUUUGACUCCAUUGUCGACCUGACCGGAGACGAAAUCAACACGGGCUCUUCUUCUCCGGGCGGAGCUCCGCGGGAGGACACACACAUUUGGCGAGAGGACUACUCGGCAAGGCCGGGUUCCGUCUCAAGACGCGGGAAGAAGAGGAAGAGUUGCGAUAUUAGCAGUACCCCUUCCAGAAAGCCCGCGACUGAGAAGAGCAAGGACGUAGAAACCGUCGACGACGGCAAUGCCGAUUUUCCAGACAUUCAUGAUCUUGUGGGCUUCUCAUCGCCCACCACGCCGCGGUUAUCACCACCACAGAAACAGACGGAGCAACUGUCGGUAGUCCGGGAGCCCACACCAACAAAGAAACAGAAGUGCCUGUCGAGCCGCAGCGAUGUGGUAAUGGACUCAGAGGACGAGUUUGUCACCCCGCCGACCCGCAAUGCCUCGUUUGUGGCCUCGCUGGCAAAACCGGAGAAGCAAGAUGGUAGUGUUCCGAAACCUUGUUCCCCCAAUAUCAAGACUGCUUCGCAUGUAGCAGACACUCCAUUACGAAAGACGGCAGAGCGACAUGCACCGAUACCGCCAAAUACAACCAAGAAAUCGGAGGUGGGCACUAGCGCAGAUAUCGAUAUGCAGACCGGAGAUGAGAGUGUUAUCAUUCAAGAGCCGGCAGAGGCUCUGCUUCAUUCCAUCACGGAGGCGUACCAAAAUCAUCUCGACACCGAAUCGGAAGAGUCUCGCCUAGACGACCUGAGCCAGGAACUCCAGGACCAAGAAGAGACCCUUCGCACGCGCCUCUCCGAAGCAGCAAUCGAUCCUUCCAGCUGUCCGCGCGAUUUUGAUGCCGGCAGUCCCAAUAGUGUUGUCAUUCCCGCGACCCAGCACCCAGAGGGAUUUUCGACGCCCAUGACAGGCCGCAGCAGCACCUUUGCUACGAACCACUCUCAGAUCAUACUCCAGACGCAACUUCCACCACCGCAGCAACGCAGUAGACAAGCUGCCGACGGAUACGACUCGCCCAAUGGCCAUCUGCCAGCAAGAAUACACACAAUACCCCGAGCAGCAACGACCCGAGAUUCUGAUGCCAAAUUCCAUAGUCAAGGAGACUACUUUGAUGACGACGACAUAUUCAACGAGAUGGAGGACCUCCCAUCCAUACUUGGUACAGGCUUUUCCGGUUCCGGGUACGGUGCCACGCCAGCCUACGGGCCUGCGGGAUCAACGAACACUGCCUCCAGCAGACGAACCCCCCAUAAGCCUCCUCCGGCAGCGCGGGGGCAAGAGUUCUUCAGCGAUUUCAGCGACGAUAUCGAGAUGCUGCAGGUGGCGGAGAGCUUUGAACAGCAACACUCGUUUAAUGCUGGGUCGACGGCAAGGCCUGGGCCUUCGCGGACAAUCCUCACACCGGCGUCUGGAAACGCGAAGAAAUCACCGAGGAUGGCUUUGGGCGGUGCCAAACAAGCGAGUCAGCUUGCGAAGAAGCCGGCGAUCCCCCUCGAGCUGAUGUGUUUUGACUGGUCGCAGGAAGUGCGCAAGGCGCUCAAAGACCGAUUUCGCAUGUCUGGCUUCCGGCACAACCAGCUCGAGGCCAUCAACGCCACGCUUUCCGGCAAGGACGCCUUUGUGCUCAUGCCAACGGGAGGCGGCAAGUCGCUGUGCUACCAGCUGCCGGCGGUCAUCAGCAGCGGGAGGACAAAUGGGGUGUCGAUUGUGGUCAGCCCGCUGCUCAGUUUGAUGCAGGACCAGGUGGACCAUCUCAAGGCCCUGAACAUUGCGGCGAGCGCGUUCAACAGCAGCACGCCGGCAGCUGCUCGCAAGCACAUCCUUGCAUUGUUCUCGAAGGCGAACCCCGAGCAUUUCCUGCAGCUGCUCUACGUCACGCCAGAGAUGGUGAGCAAGAGCAGCCAGUUCUGCCAAGGCCUGGAGACGCUCUAUCGGAAGAAGAAGCUGGCGCGGCUCGUCAUCGACGAGGCUCACUGUGUCAGCCAGUGGGGCCAUGACUUUCGGCCGGAUUACAAGGCGCUCGGCGAGGUGCGGCGGCGGUUUCCCAGCGUGCCGGUGAUGGCCUUGACGGCGACGGCGACGCCAAAUGUCAUUGUGGACAUCAAGCACAACCUGAGCAUCGACGGCUGCAAGGUGUUCAGCCAAAGCUUCAACCGGCCCAACCUGUACUACGAGAUCCGAGAGAAGGGCAAAGGCGCGGUGGAGAACAUCGCCGAGCUCAUCCAGUCGCAGUACAGCGGCCAGACCGGGAUCGUGUACACGUUAUCGCAGAAAUCGACGGUCAGCAUUGCGGACAAGCUGCGAGACAAGUUUGGCAUCUCGGCGCACCACUACCAUGCCGGCAUCCCGGCCGACGAGAAGACGCGGAUCCAGCGUGACUGGCAAAAGGGACGGAUCAAGAUUGUGGUGGCCACGAUCGCCUUUGGCAUGGGCAUCGACAAGCCGGACGUUCGGUUCGUCAUCCACCACUACCUGCCGAAGAGUUUGGAGGGAUACUACCAGGAGACCGGGCGAGCGGGCCGGGACGGGAUCCAUUCGGACUGCUUUCUCUACUUUAGCUAUGGCGACAUCAAGAACCUGCGCAAAUUUAUCGCCGACUCGGAGGGCAGCGAGGCUCAGAAGGCGCGGCAGCGGGAGAUGCUGAACCGGAUGGUGGAUUUCUGCGAGAACAAGCGCGACUGUCGGCGGUCGGAAAUCCUGCGCUACUUUGGCGAGAACUUUGAGCAGAGCGGAUGUGGUGGGACGUGCGACAACUGCAAGUAUGGCGGGAAGUUUGACCUGACCGACUUCACGCAGUAUGCGGUGGCCGCCCUCCGAGUGGUGGAAGCGUACGAGCUGAUCACGAUGAUCCAGUGUGGCGAUAUUCUGCAGGGAAAACGGCGGCCUGAACCGGAGCAUAGCUCGCUGCAAGAGAUGUAUGGGAUUGCCAGGAAUCUGAAGAAACAUGAGAUCCACAUGAUGAUCUACCGGCUUCUGGGAGAGGGUGCCCUGAAGGAGGAGAACAAGGUCAACCGGAUGGACAUUGCGAUCCAGUACUUCAGUCUGGGCCGUCGCGCAGGCGAGUUCUUUUCGGGCACGAAGAAGCUACAGGUUGUCACUAAGGUUGGCACCGAUGUAGCCGGCCCGAUUGCUGCUAAGAAGACGACGGCAUCGAACAAGACAGGCAAAAAGGCUAAGACGGCCAAGGCGACUGGCGGAGACGAUUCAGUGUCAGGCCGAGCAGCAGCCAAGAGCAGUCGAAAGGGCAAGGCCGUAGCCGUCGCUCUCGACCAAGGCGACGAUGUCGAGGCAGAUGGCAGCGACGCUGAAUCCGACGAGUUUGGCGGUCCUCUGCACGCAAACGGGUAUGCCAAAGACAACUUUGUCGUCUCGGACAACGACGACGACGAUUUCGAAGAGGCUGCACCGCCAAGACAUCCGGCACAAGCACAACGCAAGGCCCGGAAAGUCCAGCUGGACCGAUUCCGGUACGAGAACCAAGGCAGCAGCAACAACGUCAUCCGGCCACCACAGCGGCAGCGCAGGCUGGAAGAGCUGGGCGGACCGAUUGCACAUGACUCGCGGUUGACCGAGGCCAACAUCGACCCGAUUCAUGCCGACAUCAUCGCAGCCUUUGCUGACGAGGCACGACGGAUCGAGGAGAAGAUUCGGAACGAGAAGGGCCUGCGGAUCCUGUUUACCGAGAGCCAUUUGCGCGAGAUGGCCAUCGGCUGGACGGACUCGCUCGACAAGAUGCGGCGGAUCCGGGGCAUUGACGAGGGUCACGUGAAGCGGUACGGCGGCCGGUUUGUGCAGCUGAUCAAGCGGUACCAGGUCAUGUAUCAGGAGAUGAUGGGCUUUGGCCGCGACGAGAGCCCAGAGCGGCCGAUAGCGACAACGACCGUGUCGGCUGCUGCUGCUGCUCGGCCUUUGCGUCGGGACUAUGAGGCCGUGGUAGACCUGAUCAGCUCAGACGAGGACGAGGACGACAAGGACGACAAAGACGAUGAGCCGUCGGUGAGCGAGUCACGUGAGGCUGAGCGUUGGCGGAUGGAGCUAGAGACGCUGCAGACGCAGCCAUCAGGCAAGUCUGGUGGUGGUGGCGGGCGAUCUGGAGGAGGCUCUCGCAAGAGCUGGUCGUCUGGCGGAAGUCGAAAGCCACCUCGUCGUGGUGCAGCCGGUGGAGGCGGUGGGAGCAGUCGGGGCGGAGGCGGAAGCUCAAACUCACGCAGCCGCACAAGUGGUGGAGGAGUAUCGAGACGAAAGGCCCCAGCUUCAGCUUCAGGCUCGGCUUCGGCUGGCGGACGAGGCGGCAUUGGCAUGAUGCCUCUCUGA
Grosmannia clavigera kw1407 is the source of this 5565-nucleotide messenger RNA. Its product is annotated as DNA/RNA helicase. The transcript has 5 exons. Gene Ontology annotation, cellular component: chromosome; nucleus; cytoplasm. Gene Ontology annotation, biological process: DNA replication; double-strand break repair via homologous recombination. NCBI's taxonomy places the organism in Eukaryota, Fungi, Ascomycota, Sordariomycetes, Ophiostomatales, Ophiostomataceae. Gene Ontology annotation, molecular function: ATP binding; four-way junction helicase activity; 3'-5' DNA helicase activity. The record is from RefSeq and is a predicted model, not a curated record. The coding region runs from base 1 to 5565 and encodes 1854 amino acids.